Molecule: messenger RNA, 423 nt
Organism: Rhizophagus irregularis DAOM 181602=DAOM 197198
Lineage: Eukaryota; Fungi; Glomeromycota; Glomeromycetes; Glomerales; Glomeraceae
Source: RefSeq, a predicted model, not a curated record
AUGGCUCGCUUUACUUGCGCACAUAUUAAGAAAGAUAACACUAUUUGUGGAAAUAAGUGCUGUGACCCCACCGGUGGUUGUGGAUAUCAUACUGAUAAUGAUUCAGGGUAUUGCUUCUGCCACUCUGCUAAGAUUUAUUCGCACAAUUACUGGAUGAGGCAGAAACAUAAGUCCAAGGGACUUCAACCCGAAAUCCCUGAAGCUCCAAUUUCCGAGUCGUAUGAUCGUAGUGCUUUGAUCCAUGAAUACUUAUUUUCCGCUUCUUCACAACUAUUUGCGGAUUCGAUCCGGGUCGAAGUACUAGGUGAUAGGGUUGUAAUUAGAGGCUCAACUCCAGAGCCACCCAGAAUCUAUGAAGCUCCAGUUUCCAAGUCGGAUGAUGAGGAUGAUGAGGAUAUGGGUUUAGGUCUAUUUGGGGAUUAG